GAGGGUAGGCAUGUCUGUCUCUCAGCGACCUCACUAAUAGCAAAGAUUAAGUCUCUCUGAAUAGGACAAGCUUCUAGUCCCCAGGAUAAUCGCGAGGGGCGUAUUUUCACGCCGCCUUUGCGAUCCCUUCCUGUCCUAAGGCAGCGGCCAGCUGUAUGUAGCCUGCGUACAUUGCGAUACACACGCAUGCAUCCAUCUUCCGCCAAGCGGUGCCUCUAGAGUCUGGACCGUAACGUUGAGGGAGAGAGCGCGAGUUUCCCGGUGUGAGACCUGUUCGGGUCGGCGGCUCACAAAGCCCCAGGAGCCUGCAGGGGGGGAAAGGGAGUGUUGAGGCCAGACGCGCCUCCUCUCUGAACCAUCUGGCGGGGCUCCUCCCGGGGCGUCUUGGCCGUGCAUUAAGCGGGCGCCCGGGAGUGGGGCUCUGCAGGCUCUGGGGUCAAGGAGGGAAAGUGGAGGGUCGGUGCGUGUGUGGGUUUGCGCGAGGCACAGCUGGCAGCCCGAAUGGUGCAUCGUCUUGCUGGCGGCGGCAGCACCACCAACAUCCCUCCUCGACGGUGCAGACUCUCGCCCUCGAGUCUAAGAGCCCUGAACGGUGUGGGGAAAGGGAAGGCAGGAUUCAGUCUUCAAGGGGCCCGCUCCCAAUAUGGAUCUCGGUGGGACUUCUCUCAAGUAAAGGAUCUGAAGGCAUGACUUAAAAACCCUGUUGGAAACUCACUUGACAGCUGUUCACCCUCGUUCUGAUGACACUUGAUGGAAGAAGCAUGAGGAGUUACUGCAAAAGCAUUUGUCAUCUUUGUUACACUUCAGUACAAUGUUACCAUUCCUGCCACAGAAAAACAGCCUUCUGAAACUGUUACACUCUACCACUAUGGCAUCAAAGAUUUGGCUACAAUUUUCUUCUACAUGCUGGUGGCAAUAAUCAUACAUGCUAUUAUUCAAGAAUAUGUGUUAGAUAAAAUUAACAGGCGAAUGCACUUUUCCAAAACAAAACACAGCAAGUUUAAUGAAUCUGGUCAACUCAGUGCAUUCUACCUCUUCUCUUGUGUUUGGGGAUCAAGCAUUCUUGUCUCUGAGAACUAUGUAUCUGAUCCAACAUCACUCUGGAGGGACUACCCACAUACAUCAAUGCCGUUUCAGAUGAAGUUUUUCUACAUCUCACAGCUGGCCUACUGGUUCCAUGCCUUUCCAGAACUCUACUUCCAGAAGACCAAAAAAGAAGAUAUUCCUCGCCAGCUUGUUUACAUUGGACUUUAUCUUUUCCAUAUCACUGGAGCUUAUCUGUUAAAUUUGACCCAUCUUGGACUUGUUCUUCUUGUCCUACAUUACUUUGUGGAAUUUCUCUUCCAUAUUUCCAGACUCUUUUAUUUCAGUGAUGAAAAAUAUCAGAAAGGGUUUUCACUCUGGGCAAUCCUAUUCGUGUUGGGAAGACUUCUGACCUUGAUUCUUUCUGUCCUCACUGUUGGAUUUGGCCUUGCUAGAGCAGAGAAUCAAACACUGGAUCUUAUUACUGGAAAUUUCAAUGUACUACCUAUCAGAAUCAGUGUGCUGGCAUCCAUCUGUUUCACACAGGCCUUUAUGAUGUGGAAGUUCAUUAAUUUCCAGCUGAGAAGAUGGAGAGAACAUUCUUCACCUCCCCAACAAGUGAAAAAGAAGUUUGUAACAGCAAAAGGCAAGCCUUCCAAAAAAGAAAGAGAAAAUGGAAUAAAUGGAGCAUUAACCUCAAAUGGAGCAGACUCACCUCGCAGCAGGAAAGAAAAAUCAUCUUAAAACAGAAUUUUCUUAAGUUAAUUGACUAAUAUCCCCAAAGAGAACUGCUUUUUACUUUGGAAAGUCCUUCAGCACCAGAGUUCUUAUUAACAAACAAAAAUAAAGUUAAUGCUUUUUGGUUAUUCCAGGCAUAAUGUUUUGUGAACCUUUUAAAAACAUUUUAACUGAAAAGGGGGCCACAUUAUUUUUUUAAAUACCUUUGAAAAUGUUUUGAUUAUUAGAUCAGAAUCCACUUGACAAAAUCAGUGAUGCAAUUUGCCACUCCUUCCAGCGUUGUAGUGAUCAGUAUAGUCCAUUCCAAAAUUAUAUGAAGUUCCAGUUUAAGAAGAAUUUGUAAAAGAAGGAAAAAAUACCAAAUCUGUGUUUGGAUGUCCUCUAAUACUUGGGUAUAUAUUUUGUUUUUACAGUUCAGAAUAGAAUUUGUAAACCACCAAAAUAAUCAUUACUCUGUAGGCAUAUCUACAAUGAUUCCCUUAUUAAAACACAGUUGGACUGAUUGAAA
Molecule: messenger RNA, 2269 nt
Organism: Hemicordylus capensis (graceful crag lizard)
Lineage: Eukaryota; Metazoa; Chordata; Lepidosauria; Squamata; Cordylidae
Gene: TRAM1
Product: translocation associated membrane protein 1
Exons: 12
Coding region: 904-1767 (287 amino acids)
Biological process (GO): protein insertion into ER membrane; SRP-dependent cotranslational protein targeting to membrane, translocation
Cellular component (GO): endoplasmic reticulum membrane
Source: RefSeq, a predicted model, not a curated record